GGCCGAGCAAGUGUCGUCAUCGGGGCUAGUGUAAGUCCCAGGGUAUGGCGAGAGGCAUCACGCGACGCGAGCGGCGUCGGCGAGUUCCCGGGCCCGGGCGAGCGCCGAGGUAGCGGCAUGACAGCACGGCGCAACACAAACUCUCGGCGCCGACGGCGUGGUGGCGCUGCCGCCGAUGCACCAGCACGCGAAGCGCUUCAGCGGCCUGUACACGGGUCCCUACUUCGACCCCUCCACCACCACCAACAUCACCACCCAGCUGGGCACGCACGCCUACUUGCCCUGCAAGGUCAAGCAGCUGGGGAACAAGUCGGUGUCGUGGAUCCGGCGGCGCGACGCGCACAUCCUCACGGUGGACCGCUACACGUUCAUCGCCGACGAGCGCUUCCAGGCGUUCCUCGUCGAGGCGACCGACACGUGGACGCUGCAGAUCAAGUACGUGCAGGCGCGUGACGCCGGCCAGUACGAGUGCCAGGUCAGCACCGAGCCCAAGAUGAGCCACUUCAUCACGCUCAACGUCGUCGUGCCGAAGAUCGAGAUCGUGGGCGAGUCGGACAUCUACGUGAAGACGGGCAGCACGGUGAGCCUCAAGUGCGUGAUCACGCAGUCGCUGGAGGAGCCGGCCUACAUCUUCUGGUACCACGACAACGAGCGGGUGCUCAACUACGACAAGGCGGCCAAGGACAUCCGCAUGGACCGCGUGGCGCCCGACACCACCGUCGGCACCUUGGUCGUGUACGACGCGCGCCGCGAGGACUCGGGCAACUACACGUGCUCGCCCUCCAACCUCGACUCGGCCAGCGUGCUGCUGCACGUCCUCAAUGGCGAGCACCCGGCAGCCAUGCAGCGCGGCAAGAACGCCGCCUCGCCCAUCCCUGGCCGCUGGUGGAGCCACCUGUCCGCGGGACUCGGCCUGAGCGCGUGCGUGCAGCCUCGCACCACCGCCACGGCCGUCCUGCUGCUCGGGGUCGCAGGGCAGCUCGCCGCGUGGACAGGCUCGUAGGCAGCCUCCCCCUCCCCGCAGUGCUGCAGCCCGAGUCCCCUGGUGGAGCCACCUGCUUGCGGGGCUCAGCCUGCAACCAGCUGCUCGGCACUGACUUGGGUCAUUCUGCAUCUGGGAGUCGCUAGACAUCUGGCAACGUGGACCCUCACACAAGCAGCCUCCGCUGCUCAGAUCCCGCUAGUGGAGCCACCUGCAUGCGGGGCUCAGCCUGCAACCAGCUGCUCGGCACUGACUUGGGUCAUCCUGCAUCUGGGAGUCGCUAGACAUCUGGCAACGUGGACCCUCACACAAGCAGCCUCCGCUGCUCAGAUCCCGCUAGUGGAGCCACCUGCAUGCAGGGCUUAGUCUUGUAUGUGUGCAACCAGCUGCUCAGUGCUACCAGACAAUCCUGCAGCUGGGAGUCGCUAGACAUCUGGCAACGUGGACUGUCACACAGGCCGCCUCCGCUGUUCAGACACAGCUAGUGGAGCCACCUGCACGCAGGGCUGAGCCUUGUAUGUGUGCAACCAGCUGCUCAGCACUGACGGUCAUCCUGCAUCUAGAAGUCGCUAGACAUCUGGCAACGUGGACCGUCACACAGGCAGCCUCCGCUGCUCAGACACUGCUAGUGGAGCCACCAACAUGCAGGGCUGAGCCUUGAAUGUGUGCAACCAGCUGCUCAGUGCUACCAGACAAUUCUGCAGCUGGGAGUCGCUAGACAUCUGGCAAUGUGGACUAUCACAUAGGCCGCCUCCGCUGCUCAGACACCGCUAGUGGAGUCACCUACAUGCAAGGCUGAGUCUUGAACUUGUGCAACCAGCUGCUCAGCACUGACUUGGUCAUCCUGCAUCUAUAAGUCGAUAGACAUCUGUCACCCAGUCUGCCUCAGACUGGGCUGAGCCUGAGCGUGUGUACCCAUUUGAUCAGCGCUGCAAUGUCUGUCCUAUUGCUAAGGGUUUACUGUGAAGUCAGCGCUGCAGCCAUCUGCUGAGUUGAGUCACCUGACCGCUGAGCUAGUGCCUCCUAACAUGCACAACUGCCAAGAUCGUCCUGCUGCCAGAAGUUACUGGAGUUUCAGACGGCUUUUAUCCUCGGAAAUGUAUGUCUCUGAUGUACAGAUAUAUGCUCUGUGACAGUUAUAGGAAUGAGUUUUACGUUUUGCUCUGACUGAGCAGCUGCAAUUACAGUGUUUGUGCAGCGAGGGGCACGCUGAGUGUUGGUGUGUUUAUUGUCCGCUAGGUGUCGCGCGGCAUAAUUUCCUCUCUUUACAGUCUAAAUUACUUCCAUUUGAAGUUUAUCGUGUUUUUUUUUUCAGAAAUAUUUUUUCGUAUUAACAAAUCUACAGUUUAGUUUCGUCCUUUAGGAACACAUCGUAUGUGUUUUUAUCUGUACAUACACCCAACUUUAAAUAGACUUGUACAGGAAAAUUUCAAGUGAGUUAACAUUAUUAUAAAAUAAUAGAUUGUGACUCACAUCCCCGAAAUAAAUACUUUCUUAAGAUUUAAUGGACGGAUACAAUUGAAGUGUGUAAAUGUUUAUUUUUGUGCUGUGUUGUAUUUUAAUGCGUAUAAAAUACGCCAUUGAUUUAUUUCAUGAGAAUCUUUUAAACGGCAUAUUAAUUUCCGAGUUUAUUAUUAAAAUCUUUAUAAUAUAGUUGAUAUAUUAAUUCAAAUUUUCUCUCAAUUAAACGAUAUUUUGAAUGCCUAUGACUUGUAAAUGUGUUUCAGUUUUAAAAUUAAAACAGGAUUUUUUUUCAAUGAAUGACUCAAGGCCUACGAUUCAAUAACAAUUAAUAUAUACAGUUAUAUCGAAAACAUAACAGAGGUUUUUUACUACUUUGAACUUCAUUCAUGCUUUAUGGAACACAAAAUUGUUCUAAAACACGAGAAAAGUGUUACGUUUACAUAUAUGAUACAAUUUCGUAUGACAUUAUUUCAACUAAGUUGCAGCGUUUUUACUUACCAGCCUUGAAACCUUUUAAUAGAAUUUAGCCCAAGAAGUUAUUUGUUAGUAGAGUAUGGUAGACCCUAAAAUGUUACAUAAAUAAAGUUUUUAGACGUUUAAUUUCAACAGUUAUUUAAUAUAAUUCUUCAUUUUUAAGUGCAUUAAAACUUAAAUACCUUUGUUUUUGUUUCGAUAUUUUUGGAGACAUUUCUUUGCGUCCAUUUUGGUUUGAGAAGUGUACCUAAUUUUGCGGUAAAAAUUUUUUUUCACCUAUCAUUUACGCUCUCUAUGAACUAUCUUUUAAAAAUUUUCACAAAAAUUAUGAAUAUUUGAAUAUUUUUAACAUUCCGUGCAAUUAAUUACUUUAAAAAAAAGCUAUGAAACUACGUGGAAAAUAAUAUCAACAGAUUGCAAGCCGAACGGAAAUAAAGUACAGUUCAUCGGAACUAAUAAACAAAUAUUUUUUAUAAAUGAUGGCUUCAGCAAAUUAAUAACUUUGUGUUGGUUUUGUUUCGUUAAAAUUGAAUAAAACAUUGGGUUUAUUUUGAAAUAACUUUUUAUAAUUAUGAUUUUACCUAUUCAAUCAAUGUUAUUAAAAAUAUUUUGAUAGGUACUACUAAGGUAAAACCAACAAAAACAAAUGUUAAGAUAUUGUAUUUAACUACAACGAGAAAAUUACCUUUUUCUUAAAUAUUUGGUUCCGAUAUCCAGAUACAAGGGCUUACAAAAAUUAAUCGAGAUUGGGAACAUUUUCCCAACAAAAAUCAAGUUUGAUUUUGUUUACAAUUUUCAAUGAUUAAUUAAAUUUAAAACAACCUAAUUUUGACUGAAAAAACUGAAUGAUUUAGGUAAAACUAUGGUUGUACAUAUGCUAUCCAUUCAAUUUAUAAUAAAAAUCUCAAUGCAAAAACUUUUUUAUUGACUCUAACUUGGUCCGAAAAUUCAGACAUUAAGAAAUAUGUAAAAUCUGUAUACGUAAAGCAAAUUGUGUACAUACGUUUCCAACAAAACUUACAGUUUAAAGACUCUAAACAGUAAACAUAAUAUAUGUAUAGUGUAAAUUUAUACAAUGAAGGACUGAAAUCAUUUGAGUGAGUGAAUUUUAAUGUCCAAGUGUAAAAGGGAACGCUUUUUGACACUCAAGAUGUUGAGACUGUAUUGUUUUCAGUGUCGACAAUGUCUCUAAAUUAUUAAAAUUAACAGAUAUUUUUUUUAACGAAAAAUAAUGUUUUGGAGAAUCAGUGGUAUGCAUCGUUUGGAGGGGAAAAAAAAAACAAGAAUGUUAUGGAAAUAUUUUAUUGUAACACGUUUGUGUUUGGACUUCCACAAAAAUUGAAAGAUGGAUACAUUUCUCCCAUUCCAAAGUACCCUUCCUAAGUAAACUUCAACUUAUUCGAGACAUUGCAAAUUCGAUCCUCGAGAAUAUUGCGGUGUCUUUUUAGAGAUGUCACUCUAUAUAUGGUUACUGUUAAUGAUUCAAUGACAACUAUACAACCAUUUAAUAAUAAAUAAAAAAUUUACUCAA
Messenger RNA from Bacillus rossius redtenbacheri, 4451 nucleotides. RefSeq names its product lachesin-like. NCBI's taxonomy places the organism in Eukaryota, Metazoa, Arthropoda, Insecta, Phasmatodea, Bacillidae. The transcript is spliced from 5 exons. Gene Ontology annotation, biological process: synapse organization. The record is from RefSeq and is a predicted model, not a curated record. The coding region runs from base 176 to 1003 and encodes 275 amino acids. Gene Ontology annotation, cellular component: neuron projection membrane.